AUGGAAGAAGAAGGAAGAUUUGAAGCUGAAGUAGCAGAGGUACAAGCAUGUUGGAACUCAGAAAGAUUCAAGCUCACCCGCAGGCCAUAUUCAGUAAGAGACGUAGUCGCACUGCGCGGUAAUCUCAAACAGAAUUAUGGAUCGAAUGAAUUGGCCAAGAAACUCUGGAGGACUCUCAAAACACACCAAGCCAAUGGCACAGCAUCAAGAACCUUUGGUUCACUUGAUCCUGUGCAAGUUACAAUGAUGGCCAAGCAUUUGGAUACAAUCUAUGUCUCCGGUUGGCAAUGCUCAUCCACUCACACGACCAGCAACGAACCAGGCCCUGAUCUUGCCUAUUAUCCAUAUGAUACUGUCCCCAACAAAGUCGAGCAUCUUUUCUUCGCGCAGCAGUAUCAUGAUCGGAAGCAAAGAGAGGCAAGGAUGAACAUGAGCAGGGAAGAGAGGGCGAGGACUCCGUAUGUUGACUACUUGAAGCCGAUUAUUGCAGAUGGUGAUACCGGAUGUGGUGGCGCUACUGCUACUGUUAAGCUCUGCAAGUUGUUCGUUGAGCGUGGUGCAGCCGGGGUCCACAUUGAGGAUCAGUCCUUAGGGACGAAAAAAUGUGGGCACAUGGCUGGGAAGGUGCUCGUGGCGGUCAGUGAACACAUCAAUAGGCUAGUGGCUGCCAGGUUGCAGUUUGAUAUUAUGGGCGUUGAAACUGUUUUGGUGGCUCGUACCGAUGCUGUUGCAGCGACGUUGAUCCAAACCAAUGUCGAUACACAGGAUCAUCAGUUCAUUUUGGGUGUAACGAACCCAAAUCUUAAAGGGAAGCCUUUAGCUACUCUGCUAACAGAGGCAAUAGCAGCUGGUAAAACAGGGUCGGAACUUCAAACGAUCGAGGAUAACUGGCUGGCAAUGGCAAGGUUGAAGACUUUUUCAGAAUGUGUUGUUGAUGCUAUCAGGAAUUUGAACAUCGGAGACGCUGAGAAGCAGAGGAGGUUGAAUGAGUGGAUGAACCAUUCAAGCUACGACAAAUCAAUUGUCCGUGGCUGGGCUUUCGCCCCUCAUUCCGACUUAAUCUGGAUGGAAACAUCAAGCCCUGACUUGGUCGAGUGCACCAAAUUCGCUGACGGCGUCAAGUCUAUGCACCCACAGAUAAUGCUGGCUUACAAUCUAUCCCCUUCUUUCAACUGGGACGCGUCUGGAAUGAACGAUCAGCAGAUGAUAGAUUUCAUUCCGAGGAUCGCCAAACUAGGCUAUUGUUGGCAGUUCAUUACUCUUGCCGGAUUCCAUGCUGACGCCCUCAUUAUCGAUACUUUUGCUAAAGAUUUUGCACGACGGGGAAUGUUGGCAUACGUUGAGAAAAUCCAGAGGGAGGAGAGGAAACAUGGAGUUGACACAUUGGCUCAUCAGAAAUGGUCUGGUGCAAAUUACUAUGACAGAGUCUUGAGGACUGUCCAGGGAGGAAUCACUUCAACUGCUGCUAUGGGCAAAGGGGUGACUGAAGAACAAUUUCAAGAGACAUGGUCAAGACCGGGAAACGACGACUAUGGCAACCAACAAAGCCAGAAUGUAGAUACCCGAAUGUGGUUUAUGGGAGCUUGA
Messenger RNA from Fraxinus pennsylvanica, 1587 nucleotides. The record is from the annotation of a GenBank genome assembly. NCBI's taxonomy places the organism in Eukaryota, Viridiplantae, Streptophyta, Magnoliopsida, Lamiales, Oleaceae.